CCGGAAUGGGAACUCAUUAGCGGCGGUGAUGCAGAGGAGAGAUAAAUUUAGCAGCGUCAGGUAUCUGACGGAGUGAUUGCCGGAGUCGGUUAAUCAGGCAAGAUGAGGUGCGUGACACUUUAAAGAUCACCUCAGUGAGUUUCUCAUCUCUUUCACUUUUUGGAUGUGCUGUUUCAAAGUCAUCAGCGGGGUCAAGUGCUGUAUAAGACACGGCAAAUGAUGCCCAUGCGAGACAGGUUGCCACAUACAUACAGCCUGCUCGGGAAUCUUCGCUUUUCUUUCUUCUGUUCCAUAUUCAUUUGGGGGAAAACCUCUCGAUCAUAGAUGUCCACAAGUCCCAAAGCGAGCCCCGAUCUCGAGACGCUCACAAAUCUUUUCUCAACCGAAGAUGAAGAGGAGAUCGACGUGGAGAGUCUGGAUGGCAUUCUGCCCAGCGGUGAGGGCGAAGGUGAGGGCGAUGGUUCAGCCUCAGAGGACAGUGUCAAGCCCGAACCCGAGCAGCGUAGACUGGGCCGCAGCCCAAAGUGUGCUCGCUGUCGGAACCACGGAGUGGUGUCCUGUCUCAAAGGACACAAGAGGUUCUGCCGCUGGCGGGACUGUCAGUGUGCCAACUGCUUGCUGGUGGUAGAGAGGCAGCGUGUGAUGGCUGCUCAGGUGGCCCUCAGGAGACAACAGGCAACAGAGGUGAAGAAAGAUGUGAGUGGGUCCACCGCCCAAAGGAGAGCCCAGUGUCCACGAUAUCCACGCUCCCCCAGCCUGCUAGCAAAGAGGAUCCUGGAAGGGUAUAAGCCUCCCCUUAGAGAGGACCCCUAUUGGACUACUCCAUUUCCUGCACUCAGUGAAAGGAUGAGGAAGAGACGAGCAUUUGCAGACAAAGAGCUCAAUGAUGUCAUGUUGGAAAGAGAAUUCAGACAGAAGGAAAUGGCGACUCUGAAAGUGCUCAGUCCCAUCUUUUCCAGGGUGGACACUCCUCCCUACAGUCAUCCAGAAGAGCAAGCCCGGUUUCAUCAAGCAGUUUGUUUCCCUUUACCAAAAUCAAACAUGGAAGGCGGUCUCUGCUGGUAUCACUUUGGGGAAGUGACACCAACGAAUUCGGUCGAAUGUGGCUAUGAACAAAUGCAGUGGAGACCAAUGGAGGCGCUGCAGAUCAGACUGUGGGAAGAACUUGAGGGCUGUGGGGAAAAAGUUCGAUGCCCUGAACUGCAGCUUACUGGCCAUGAAGAUGCCUGCAACCCACUUCUUUACGCAACACGGGACCUUUCAUGUGCACCGUCAGCCACUAAUGCCAAAGACACCCACCUGAACUCGUCUGUGACAUUGGGCUGCCUCUGUCCUCCUGAAAGUGGCACCAUGUGUCUGAACAUGGAAACAAAGAGCAGAGACCCAUCCAGGCCUGACAGUGCAGGCAUCAGAAGCUUGCCCUUUUCUGUUGAAUCUUUGCUGAGAAGUUAAGGAGGGACACACACGUACUACAAAGAUAAGCAGCUUAGUCUUUAUUUUAUAUAGUGCCUUUCUAAAAUAAUCAACAUCAAAGAGAGCCUUACAAAGUAAACAGGAAGACAACACAAAGGAAUAUAAAGACAGAAUAAAAAAUUCAAUAUUUCUGUUAUUUUAUACUGUAUAGCACCUUUCACCAUGUAGUGGUUCUUGGCAAUGUAUUAAUCAAUAAUUAACAAAAAAACAGGUUUCUCAGAAGAACAAUAUUUAAAGAACAAAAAUUUAAUAUAUUCUUGCACCUAAUUAAAAAAAUCAAUAAAUAAAACAGACCACUUAAUUACACAUUUGCUACAAAAUUGAAAACCAAGAAAAUAUAUCAUAAAUCUAAACAUCUGUAUUAAAGAAUAUAUAGUAUACAAGGAGGGCGGCACGGUGGCGCAGUGGUUAGCGCUGCUGCCUUGCAGUUAGGGGACCCGGGUUCACUUCCCAGGUCCUCCCUGCGUGGAGUUUGCAUGUUCUCCCCAUGUCUGCAUGGUUUUCCUCCGGGCGCUCCGGUUUCCUCCCACAGUCCAAAGACAUGCAUGUUAGGUGGAUUGGCGAUUCUAAAUUGGCCCUAGUGUGUGCUUGGUGUGUUUGUGUGUGUCCUGCGGUGGGUUGGCACCCUGCCCGGGAUUGGUUCCUGCCUUGUGCCCUGUGUUGGCUGGGAUUGGCUCCAGCAGACCCCCGUGACCCUGUGUUCGGAUUCAGCGGGUUGGAAAAUGGAUGGAUGGAUAAUAUACAAGGAAGUCACACAAUUAAGCAUGCAAACCAAAUAUGUUAAACAUACAAUAUAUAUUACACAUUUGAAAGAAAAAGAUUUAACUUAAAUAUAUAUUGCAAGUCAUAGACCUUUUAACAAUACAUCAUGAAAAGUCAAUACAGCAAUCAUCAAGUGGACGUCAUUAACCCAUUCUGAAGUCUAAUUAAGUAUAAACCAAUUAGAUGACACAUUUUGGGAGUCACGCCUCCCUUCUUCAGGGCUAUUGGUUAGCACAGCUGAAUAGCUACUCAAUGCAAAUAGGACAAAUAUUACAAUUCAAAAAAAUGAGGGUUGUCAUGAUCAUGAAAUUUUAGGUUGCGAUUAAUUUGUUACACAAAUGACUGCGGAUAAUAAUUUAUUUGUAUUUUUCUGCUCAUUUUUUACCACUACGGUGGUAGUGCUGCCGCAUUGCAGUAAUGCGACCAGGGUUUGCAUCCUGGGUCCUCCAUGCAUGGAGUUUGCAUGUUCUUCCCAUGUCGGUGUGGGUUUCUUCUCACAGUCCACAUACAAGCAGGUUCGGUGAAUUGGUGACGCUAAACUUGUGCCAUGUUUGGGGUUUGUUCCAGCUGGGGGUCUGUUGGAGCCUAUCCUAGUGAUCACAGGGCAUCAGGCAAGGAACAAGACAAGGAAAUAUAAAUAAAACCUCAAAACAUAUAAAUAAAAAUUGAAUUUAUGUUUCCCUUUUAGGCUUUGUUAAACAAAAAUUGUAUGGGGCUGAUAGGAUAUAAAAUUGCAUAAAUAACACUCAAUAACCAAUAAGCAAAGUACCAUAAUUGACAUAAACUAUGUACUAUGGCCAAAACAGGCCAUAUCCCUGUCAUUCAUAACAACAGCCAAUCAUGCUCCUCACUAGCUAAGUAGAUUCCAGGCUAGGACCAGUAACAUAUUUACUGCAUAUGUCUUAAGACAACAUCUCACUGGGGUCACAAAGCUGCCAGCCAUACUGCACAUUCACACAGAGGCAGUAUUUAUUGCACAAAUACACAUGAAUUUUCUUGUUAAGUUCACCAUCAAACCUUGCUUACGUUUGAAAGUAACAAGUGACGUAUUUAUUUUUUUAAAGUAAAAAUACCUCCAUUACCUCCAAACAAAAAUGAAUACUAACAGACAGACAGACAGACAGACAGACAGACAGACAGACAGAUAGAUAGAUAGAUAGAUAGAUAGAUAGAUAGAUAGAUAGAUAGAUAGAUAGAUAGAUAGAUAGAUAGAUAGAUAGAUACUUUAUUAAUCCCAAGGGGAAAUUCACAUACUCCAGCAGCACCUUACUGAUACAAAAAACAAUAUUAAAUUAAAGAUUGAUAAUAAUGCAGGUAAAAACAGACAAUAACUUUAUAUAAUAUUAACAUUUACCCCCCCGGAUGGAAUUGAAGAGUCGCAUAGUUUUGGGGGAGGAACGAUCUCCUCAGUCUGUCAGUGGAGCAGGACGGUGACAGCAGUCUGUCGCUGAAGCUGCUCCUCUGUCUGGAGAUGAUCCUGUUCAGUGGAUGCAGUAGACUUUCCAUAAUUGCCAGGAGUCUGCUCAGCGCCCGUCGCUCUGCCACAGAUGUCAGACUGUCCAGCUCCAUGCCAACAAUAGAGCCUGCCUUCCUCACCAGUUUGUCCAGGCGUGAGGCGUCCCUCUUCUUUAUGCUACCUCCCCAGCACACCACCGCGUAGAAGAGGGCGCUCACCACAACUGUCUGAUAGAACAUCUGCAGCAUCUUAUUGCAGAUGUUGAAGGAUGCCAGCCUUCUAAAGAAGUAUAACCGGCUCUGUCCUUUCUUACACAGAGCAUCAGUAUUGGCAGUCCAGUCUAAUUUAUCCUCCAUAAAUAAAUAUAUGCGUUACUGUGUUACAAUAAUAGAAGAUUAUUCCCACCACUCCAAAAAAUAGACUAUUUUAUUUCCUAGGAAUAUUGGCUUUUAUUUUGUGAAGAUGCUGCCUGCUGCUGUCAGAGUAAAGCCUAAUUUAUACUUUCUACCUGAGGCUUGUGCAAGGCCUGUGACCAGAUAUUUGUGUCGGCUUGUUCGAAAAGCCUAUUGAUAUUCUUCUAGUCAGUAGGUGACAGUGUUUCGUCAGUGUCACAUACCUACCAAUGUCACAGCAGAGUUAUUAGCUUUUGGAGGAAAAAGAAAAUGUGGUCUCAGCAGUAACUGAAAGCAGUAAAGGUAGGGUGAGUAUCGUAUUGUUGUGAGCAGGUCACCUACAUGAUGAAGAGAUGCACUACAAAUGUUUCUGCAUGUCUAUCUUGUGCUUUGAUGACCUGCUACAUCAUAUUCAGCCCUUCAGUCAUCAUUCUGACUCCCAUGUAACCAGCCUCGACCUUGAAAUACACCACUUUGGGUAACUCAUCCGCCUGUUUUUAUACAUAUGAAUGGAAGCAAUUCUAACGAUUAUGCAACAAAAUAAUCAACUUAAAUGAUCGUGAUCAGGCAAUUAUGUAAUAACUAGCUGUGUAAAAAGCCCGGGGUCCUAGAAACUAUUGAAAUCGUCAGAAAAAAAAUUGAAAUGUAGAGAUGUCAGGUAAUUGGGCAUCUCUUUCCAAGGAGGAUUUGUUUUGCCGAUGUACUCACCUCGCUUGUGCAUUAGCAACGGGAGGAAAAGUAAAAGGGAUAUCGUUUUGUCGAUGUUAGCGGCUAAGCGACUUUGUCUCUCUUCUGAGGUUUCGUUUUGCUGACGUGCUGAACUCACUUCUGUUAUUAGUGGCUAAGCGAGUUUUCUGUUUCCUCAGAGGUGGAGCCAUUACCCUGACUCCACCACUCAGUUUCGGGCUGGACAGACUCACACACACACACACACACACUUCCAGGCGUAGACGUUUUUAAAUAAGAUUGUGACUGGCCUAACCGUAACAAACUGAUAUUACCCAUAUAACAGACAACCCACAUUUCAAUAACUUGGGUGUGAUGCUACAAUGACAAAUCUAUGUAUAUAAAAUCCCUGUGUGCGUCCAGGUGUCCGUGUGUGGGGGUCUCCUGAUGAAGUGCGCAUGCGCGGGGCACGGUGCGAUGCGCGAUAUUACUAUCAGAGAAAGUUAGAGGCGUUUUACGGAAAUACAAACCAGUAUUACUGCGAGAGGAAAUUAAAGGUACACAAUACAGUGACGCAUAUUACAGCCACAUACAAGCCAGUAUUACUGUCAGAGGAGAUUAAAGGCAUAUUACUGACGCGCACGCCUGUAUUACCGCCAGAGAAAAUUAAAGGUAUAUUACGGACGUACAAGCCAGCGGAUGUACAAGACGGUAUCCUUCAAUAAGGACGCGCACAAAAAGGGGAGCCUCAAAAGGGCGACCUCAAUUGGGCGCAGCGAAUAAAGGCGAGCGUAAAUAAAGAUCUGCACCUUUGUUGCUCUUCACAUAUUCCAGAGCCAUUUGAACUAAAUUAUCUACGAACGCCUUUAUUCGCCGCGCUCAAUUGAGGUCGCCCUUUUGAAGCUCGCCUUUUUGUGCGCGCC
Molecule: messenger RNA, 5672 nt
Organism: Erpetoichthys calabaricus (reedfish)
Lineage: Eukaryota; Metazoa; Chordata; Cladistia; Polypteriformes; Polypteridae
Product: doublesex- and mab-3-related transcription factor 2-like
Exons: 3
Coding region: 325-1452 (375 amino acids)
Biological process (GO): sex differentiation; regulation of transcription by RNA polymerase II
Cellular component (GO): nucleus
Molecular function (GO): DNA-binding transcription factor activity, RNA polymerase II-specific; RNA polymerase II cis-regulatory region sequence-specific DNA binding
Source: RefSeq, a predicted model, not a curated record